AUGCAGCCAUUUGAUACAGAUCAAGUAGAGAUAUAAAGUGAUGCUCUAUGUUUUUUUGAAAAUAUUUCAGGCAGCAAUAGCCAGGUAAAUUCUUAAAAGAACAACAGUAGUGGCUAUGAUAAUGCAUAUAAUAUUAGAACAACAAAUAUUGCAGUAGAUGAAUACCAUCUUUUCUAAAAUAACUUACGACAACAAUAGCAUUAACAUUAGCUUAAUCAUAAAAACACUAAGAAAAUUGUAAUUAAUCCAGCAGUGAUAGGAAUAGAUGAAAGUCAUGCUGAUUAAAUUGGUCAAAGAGCUUCUAACAGCAUUCCUAACAUCAAGAUUAAUAAAGCUGUCAUCAAGCAUUAGGAUAAGUAAGACAUAAAAGACAGAUACUCUGAGAGAAAUGAUGAUGAUCAAAAAGAAAUUUGGCCUUAGUUUGAAGAUCAGACUUGCAGCAUUAAAAAGAGCAAUGAAAGAAGAAAGUAUAAAACUAAUGAAGGUCUGAAUAAUAAUACUUAAGGUUUAAAUGAUCAAAUGAAUUCUCUAAAGCAUGAUGAUUCUAACUUAUAUACAACAAUCAACAUUAACAUUGAGGAUAAGUACCCAUUGAGUCAUUAAACGAUGAAUCAUACAGACACAACAUUUGUUGAUCAAGAUUCAACCCCAUUUAAUGAAAAUGAUCGAAUAAUGUCUUAAGAAAUAUAAAUCCAUUAGAAACAGUACUUACUCAGACCUUAGACACAUCAUUAAACUCUGUAGAAUUAAAGUUUUAGCGAUAAUGAAAGUGGUGUUAAUAACGAAGUAUAAACCUAGUAUGAUUAGCGUAUUCCUCAUCAGAUACAUCUUUAAAACGAAGAUAUUCACAUUUAAAGCAUGGAAAUUUCUAUCCUAAAUGAUCAAUAGCAAAAUAGAAGCAACUACUAGUCUGACAAUAGAAGUAAUUCCUCUAAUCAAAACUAGAUUAACAAUAAUUAGACAUAUCAACACCACUAGCAUUAAAAUGAGAACUAGAUUACCAAUAACAGUAUAAGCGUUAUAAGGUCGUCCCAAAGAAAAAUUUCACAUACUGACAUGUCCUCGAAGCUACCUCAAAGAAUUGAAUAGAGAAGAAUAAACACAUAGGAAAAAUAAUCAAGGAACAAACUGAUAAAUUAAACUUAGUCUAUGAAAUAAAGAGCAAUGAUGAGCCAGAAAAACCCUCAAAUUUAUAAUCAAAAUAUUGAUGGCGAGUACGCUGGCAGAGCUGGAUCUCAGUAAUCUAGAACUAUCAAUACAGAUAAAGGGUAUAUAGUUUCAGGAGGGAGACAUGUAAGCACUGCUGUAUCUUCAUAAAUCAAACAAAGAAAUAAUAUUACUAGUGAAUAAAGUACCAAGAACAAAAUUAAACAGCUAAUAGAAAAAAGAAAGAUAAAUUUAUUUGCAGAGGAAAACUAGAGAAGCAUGCUAGAGUUCAAUCCUGAUGUGCAGAUUUCAAAGUAAUACGAGAUGAAUAAUUAAUUGUAUACUCAAUAUAAGAAUCAACAGCUAAAUAAUGUGAAGCAAAUAAAGAUAGCUGACUAUUAUAAUAACAACAAAGGUGAUAAUUCGGUGAGAGGUAAAACCUUUAAGGAAAUGAUGCUUCGAUCUUUAAUGUAUAGAAAAGAUAAGAAUUCUCACAGAUAAUCUACUUCUCCUUAUCAUGAUAACCUUCAAACUAAUUAAUCUAUAUUAGAUACAAAAAGAUCAUAAGAAGAGGAAUAAGUUGAUAAAAUGCUAAACACUACUGACAUAAUGAACUUUAACCUUUAAAACUAAAAUAAUGUUAUGCAGAAAUAAGGAGUUUUGGACAUUGACAAAAUGUAUUAAAAGAUUAUCAAUAAAUUAGCAGAGGAAAAAAAAGAUGCUAAGUUGCCAAUAAAUCCAAUGAAUGAUCUAUUGACGUCAAACAAUAAUACUGCCCAUGAUAAUGGAGUUGAUUAAUAGCUUGAGGCUGAUGCCGUAGAUCUAAGCAGGCUUAAUGAGUCUUUGUUUGAUGACCAAUCUUCUAUGUAUGACAAUAGUUUUAGAGGGUAGCAAUCAAUUUUAAAGUCUAGACUUUAAAAAAGACUAAAUCUUUCUAAGUAAAUUGUGAGUGAAUCAAUUAAAGAGGAAAAUGGUAUUUAUCAAACUGGAGAUGAAAGUGCUAAAAAUCAUAUCAACUCAAUUAGAUUUUAAGAAAGUGAGAAUGUAGAUGAAAAGUAGAGUAAAACUAUAAUGGACCAUUAUUACUAGAUAUCUAAGAUAUACUAGAAUAAUCAAGAGUUUGUAAAAAUGAAAAGGCAAUUUUAGCAGCAAUCGUAUGAUAGACCAUUCUCUUUUAGUCAUUAAAGAGACAUUAAUAAACUUAAAGACAAAAGGAAAUCCUCAGAUGAGUAAAAUAACAAUUUGACUGGAAGCUUAGCUGAGAGAAACAUUAAGAAUGAUAAUUCGAUAAAUAUUACUCUCGAUCAAAAUGUACCUAAAAUGAAAGGUACUCAUGCAAGAUAAUCUUACAGUUAGAAUAAUUCACUACCAAGAUUCAAUUAUAAGCAUAGAAAUAAUUACAUGUUUAAUCAUCAAGAUUCAGAUUCAAAGAGUAUUCAGAAUAAUUACACUAAUCCAGAGGAUCUUGGUAGUGGAGUUGAAAAUAGCCACAGAGAAAAAGAUCUAAGAAAAUAGAAGUAUGACAAAAAUCUAUAAAACAAUAUCGAUUGGAAUGAUUGUUUAUUAAAGAAAUAUAUUGAUACUCCUAACCAGCAUGAGCUUUAAUAUAUCAAUGACAACUCUCUCUACUCGAAUGAAGAUAUAGACUAUAUGAUUAAUAUGGUCAGACUAAAUGAGAAAGCCUUUGAAAGAUCAAACACACUGAGUCAAAUUCACAACAAAACUCUUAAUACCAUUUAAAAACUCUGCAGCGACAUUUAACUUGACAAAGUAGCUAUAAAGAUUUAAUUUUUCUAUGCAGAUCGUGAUUCAAAAACUCUGUAAAAGUUGUUGCUUAGGUGCAAAGAAUUUUUUGUGAUUAGAGUUAGAAUCAUCAAGAUUUUGAAGCUUAUCAGUGAAAGGGAAGCAUUUAUGACAUCUUUGAAAGAUAUUAUAAGAAACUUUAACGAGCAGGAUGAAAAUGACUUGAGUUAUAAGAACUCAGAUAAAUCUGUAUAGUUAAGAUAGCUCAACUACAACAUUAAUGUUGUUUCUGAGGAACUUGUCAAACUCAUACUUAGUUUCUUGUGCGAAUAUCAUAAAUACUUUGGGAAGAAUUAUCUUGAGGUAGCCAGAAGAGAAGCUAAGGAGAUAGCAGAAGUUCUGCUAAUUAUAAAAGGAGAUUGA
Messenger RNA from Stylonychia lemnae, 3312 nucleotides. The record is from the annotation of a GenBank genome assembly. NCBI's taxonomy places the organism in Eukaryota, Ciliophora, Spirotrichea, Sporadotrichida, Oxytrichidae.